CCGACCAUCUCGUACUUCGUUUCCAGCUUGGCCAUCAAUCACAUAGCGUUUUUCGUAUUGUGACUGUGCCAGCAAACUAUACCUUCUGGCAUCUGCAUCGGCUUUCGCAGUUUCUCUUUGGUUGGAAGGACAUUCGGAAGGAGAAAAGUCCGCAUAAUAGGACAAUACGCAUCGAGCGUCGUGCGGAGCACAUCUUCACAGUGCAGAAGCGAGUAGUAUUCUACGCAUCUGCAAAGCACGCAGGUUUAUUUAAGAAUGGGAAAUCGGUGUUGCAUGUUACCGGAAACCUUGAAGAGAUCAGACCAAAAUGCAAGGACGAUGUACCUUGGGAACGCGAAGAGCAUUACACACUUGAACACCUCUGGCACCGGCCAGGCAGUAAUAUUGACGUGGGUCGCGCGGUUAUCUAUGAAUAUGAUGUGUUUUCUGUUCAUAAGGAGGCCUUAUAUAUUUCACUUUACAGUGACUCUGACAAGAUCAAGGCAUUGUUACCAGACACGGACGAGUCAAGCAACGUACCGACAGUGGUGCUCGGUUCUGGGCUUGCGAAUGACGAUGAUGAUGACGAAGAUUUUCCUCUCGAUUUGCAGCAGUUUAACGAGCCGCAUGCGUUCGAGAACUUCAUUCUCAGUCAAGAAGACACCAACGAGGAACAAGAUGAUGGCUGCCCAGAUAGCAUUCGUCUCGCCGAAGAACAAGCCCGAGUCAAGAAACGAAUGUCUGCACCUCUGCCUAGACGCCUCCCAGUAGAUGAAGAUGAGCAUGACGAUGUUGAGGAAGACGUGCCUUCAAAGAUCCAAAUGCUUACGAAAGCCACCUCGGUCAACGAUCUGACAAAGGAGAACAGCAAAGGUUCAGUCUCGCUAGUCGUACGUUUACCGGACCCGGAUAACAGCAAAGAAGACGGCGAAGGCUCCCCUGAUGAGGAUCAGUUGUCGCCAGUGAAAGGCCGUGAACCAGCAAGUUCACAUUUACCUGACCCUGAGGAAAGUUGUGAAAUAGGCGCGGAUCGUAAGGCUGCCCGGCUUGCACCGCGCAAACGUGUAUCCUCAAACCUUCCCGAUCCUGAAGAAAGUGUUGAAGUUGGUGUAAAUCCGCCCCAAGGACUCAGCAAAACCGCCUAUCGUGAACCUUGUUUACCGGAUCCAGAGGAGAGUUGCGAAGUUGGCGCGUACCAUCCAGAUGGUCUUGUUCCUCAGCGGGCAGGACGCGGACGAACAUCACUUAAGACCUGUCUGCCGGAUGCCGACGAGACCUUCGACAGUAACGCAAGUGCUCCCCGCCGCGUCCUGCGGAAACGCGGUCUUUCUGAAUCACGAGACUCUGAUGCAGAUGAACGUCAGAAUGUGACAGCAAACCACAACGAAGUACCGCGGAAACGUGUUACACGAGUGGCGCGGCUUCCAGACCCUGACGAGAGUCGUGAAAUCGGCGAUGAAAGACCAGCCGCUAGACCCUCGCGACGAGCAAAGGUUGCCUCACGAGCCACAUUGCGUGACCUUGCAGCUGCGGAUGACGAAGAAAGCGAAGCUGAAGUCUAAGUGUGCCCCGACAAAAGUGAAUUGGAUAUGUAUGAAUGUGGGCUCCGACGCGACACCUCUUGCGACACCUCAUCAACAAUUUGUUCUUUUAUUUCUUGGUUUUGUUUCCUUCCUUUCCUUUUCUUCACUAUGCAUGUUCUCCCGUAUGGCUUUUAUGAUUUAGUUUUU
Fomitiporia mediterranea MF3/22 is the source of this 1709-nucleotide messenger RNA. RefSeq lists its product as uncharacterized. The record is from RefSeq and is a predicted model, not a curated record. Lineage: Eukaryota; Fungi; Basidiomycota; Agaricomycetes; Hymenochaetales; Hymenochaetaceae. The transcript is spliced from 3 exons. The coding region runs from base 717 to 1541 and encodes 274 amino acids.